Molecule: messenger RNA, 3372 nt
Organism: Centrocercus urophasianus (Greater sage-grouse)
Lineage: Eukaryota; Metazoa; Chordata; Aves; Galliformes; Phasianidae
Product: toll-like receptor 1
Exons: 3
Coding region: 1329-3275 (648 amino acids)
Biological process (GO): cellular response to bacterial lipopeptide; toll-like receptor signaling pathway; immune response
Cellular component (GO): membrane
Molecular function (GO): transmembrane signaling receptor activity; Toll-like receptor 2 binding; lipopeptide binding
Source: RefSeq, a predicted model, not a curated record
GUAUGCUGAAGUGUUGCGAGCACCACCGAGUGCUGCGAUCCGUCUGUUCAUUUACUUGUUCACGGCAAGUUUGAUCCUUCCUCAAAACAAAGAUGAUGGAAGGCAAAGCGUGCCUUUCGCUGCGAUCAGUACUUCCAGGGUUCAUUGCCGCGUCGCUUCUGCCGCCAGACUUCCUUUUCUGAAUAAAGUUAUUCGCUGUUGCCCCAGGAAGCAUAACACAUCCUAUGAAUCACUGAGGAGAGCCUCUAUGGGAGGCCACAAAACAAACACGAUUUCUCGGAGGGUUGCUUCACAGCUAAGGAUUAGAGCCGCGUGACCGACGCCCUUACCAAGCAGAUCUCUGAAGCUUCCCGAGAAGGUGGCUGACAGCAGGACGAACGCCUGUAUCGCUAAGGCACGCACUGAUUUCUGAGGAGUUUCAGUGAGACUACAAUUAUCGGGGCGUGCUGGGCACUCUGGUGCCUUCCACUUUAAUACAGUAGAUGUAUUCAUUGAGAACUCUGGAGUAAUCCUGAGGGUUUGCCUCUGCUUUUUAAUAGUAUCUGCGGAAGAGUAAAGCGUUGUCUUAGGAAGAAUUCUAAUGGAUGAAGCUCGGCGGCUGGAGAUGGCUUUUUCCUCAUCGUGUAAUAUAAUUUGGACUAUGAAACGGAUCUUAAAGUGCCAGUUUGCAGAUUCUGUAUAAGUCCAUGCACGUUUUAGAAAUGGAAGACGGUAUUAAUGAAUACUGUCAUAGAAAGUUGUUAAGGAUGAAUUAACAUUAUAAAUGUGUGUGUAUGCCUGUGGGCUAGAAGGGUGUGUUAGUUUCUUGAACUGCUGACUGACUUGUUUGAAUUUAGCACUUGCGUUUUACAGUAAGUUUUCUUUUUCUUUCACUUGCUGGUAAUGAAUUUCACUUGUAUUUUUUCCUCUGCAGUGAUGUCGCAAAUGGUUUUUGCAACAAAAAGUUAAUAUGGGAAAGGAGCAAUAAGGAUGGAACCUCUCUUCUCCACCCCGGAUUUCACUGAAGUUUGUUAUCUAAGUUGAGUGCUGUUGCCUUCUAAAAGGGCCCUUGAUAGGUUUCAGAGAAAAAUCACAGAAUCAUAGAGAUUGGAAGGGAUCUCUGAAAAAUACUUGCCCUUUAGUGAAUAUAGAAGUUUAAAGAAAAGAUGGAAGGACACAAAUUCGUUGUGUGACUUAAUCUGAUUACAUUUAUCAAGGCACAGAAGUAUGCUUAACAUUUGGGCAACGUAUUCAUCUUCUUCUAGUGACUGCGUAAGAGUGGAUUAGAACAGAUGGAUGUGUAAGUAUUGAGCAUCUCCAAGGAACCGUAAAGCAGUACGGCAGAGAACAUGAGAUACCUCAGGAACUUUUUUAUUUACAACUGUCUGUUUGCAUUCACUUUUUGGAACAAUAUUGGCCUGGCUAUGAAAAAUGAACUCUUUACAUCUGUUCCUAACAAUUUUCUACAAGAUAGUUUGGACAAAAAAAACUUCAGCCUUCUACCCUCGAAUACAAGUGAUCAUCAGUCUGAAGCUAAUUUUGGUUGGGUUGUGAUAGAAAAUACUACGGAAAGCCUAUCAUUGUCAGAAAUCACAAAAGACGAUGUACAAAACUUAAUAACUUUAUUAUCUAAUUUUAGAAAAGGCUCCAGGCUACAAAAUCUGACACUGACGAAUAUGUCAGUGUACUGGGAAGCUUUUAUUGAAGUACUCCAGACAGUAUGGCACUCAUCCAUUGAAUACUUCAGUAUCAACAACUUAAUACAACUGGGGAACGUCGUAAGUUCUCGCUUCGACUAUUCAGAUACUUCCAUGAAAGCACUUGCACUGAAUAAGGUUUUAGUCACAGAUCUAUUCUUUUCACAGGAUGACAUUUAUAACAUAUUUGCAAACAUGAACAUUGAAGCCUUGACAAUAGCUGAUUCUGAGUUAAUUCACAUGGUAUGUCCUUCAUCUGACAGUCCUUUUAGGUAUGUAAAUUUCGCAAAGAAUGAUUUAACAGAUCUGCUUUUUCAGAACUGUGACAAACUAAUUCAACUGGAGACAUUUAUUUUGAAAAGGAAUAAAUUUGAGAGCCUUUCCAAGGUGAGCUUCAUGACCAGCCAUAUGAAAUCACUGAGGUAUCUGGACGUGAGCAGCAACUUGCUGCGUAACAGUGGAGCUGAGAAGCGCUGCCAGUGGACUGAUUCUCUGUCAGAGCUGGACCUGUCCUCCAACCAGCUGACAGAGUCCGUGUUUGAGUGUUUGCCCGUUCAUAUCAGCAAACUGGACCUACAAAACAACCAGAUUGCCAGUGUCCCCAAGGGGAUUGCUGAGCUGCAGUCCUUGAAGGAGCUGAACCUGGCAUCCAACAGGCUGGCCGACCUGCCAGGGUGCAGGGCCUUUGCGGGCCUGGAGAUCCUGAACGUAGAGAGGAAUUUGAUCCUCACGCCAAGUGCCGACUUCUUGGAGAGCUGCCCGAGCGUGAAGGAGCUGCAAGCUGGGCAAAACCCGUUCAAGUGUUCGUGUGAGCUGCAGGACUUCCUGCGCCUGGAAAGGCGGUCUGGGGGCAAGCUGUCCGGCUGGCCAGAGGCGUACGUGUGCAAGUACCCAGAAGACCUGAGCGGCACGCAGCUGAAGGACUUCCACCUGACCGAGCUGGCCUGCAACACCACUCUGCUGCUCGUGACAGCUCUGCUGCUGACGCUGGUGCUGGUGGCUGUGGUGGCCUUCCUGUGCAUCUACCUGGAUGUGCCGUGGUACGUGCGGAUGCUGUGGCAGUGGACGCGGACGAAGCGGAGAGCUUGGCACGGCUGCCCCGAGCAGCGGGAAACCGUUCUGCAGUUCCACGCCUUCAUUUCGUACAGCGAACGCGAUUCGUUGUGGGUGAAGAACGAGCUGAUCCCCAACCUGGAGAAGGGGGAGGGCUGCAUCCAGCUGUGUCAGCACGAGAGGAACUUCAUCCCUGGCAAAAGCAUCGUGGAGAAUAUCAUCAACUGCAUUGAGAAGAGCUACAAGUCCAUCUUUGUGCUGUCCCCCAACUUUGUGCAGAGCGAGUGGUGUCACUACGAGCUGUACUUUGCCCAUCACAAGUUGUUUAGUGAGAACUCCAACAGUUUAAUCCUGAUCUUGCUGGAGCCGAUCCCACCAUAUGUUAUCCCUGCGAGGUACCACAAGCUGAAGGCUCUCAUGGCAAAGAGAACCUACCUGGAGUGGCCGAAGGAGAGGAGUAAGCGUGCUCUUUUCUGGGCCAACCUGAGGGCAGCUAUUAACAUUAAUCUGUCAGUGCCUGUUGAACAGAACAGAACAGAAAUGUGAAGAAAGAUACUAAAAGUCUUUAUAAUGCAGUAUCUUCUUCUCCUUGAAUUUUUUGUUUUGUUUUGUUUUUUAACCAAUAAAUACUUCAUGAUUUUCA